Molecule: messenger RNA, 3384 nt
Organism: Naegleria gruberi
Lineage: Eukaryota; Heterolobosea; Eutetramitea; Acrasida; Naegleriidae
Exons: 3
Coding region: 37-2667 (876 amino acids)
Cellular component (GO): Set1C/COMPASS complex
Molecular function (GO): histone binding
Source: RefSeq, a predicted model, not a curated record
AAAGUCAAAUAAAAACGAAUCUCACUGAAUAAUCAGAUGAUUGACGAUGAGGAAGCUCUUGUUGAAAAGAUUGAUUACUAUGCUAACAAGGUGAAUGUAUUUUUUGCUAUGCAACCAGCAACAGAAACCUUGUCUAAACUUGCAGAAAAUCGUAGAAAUAUAACUAGGAUGAUACAAGAGGCAAAAAAGGCUGAAUUACAAUCUUCAUCAGCAAAGACUACUCGUGCGACAACAAUAGGUGCUAGUAGUACUAGUUCAUCAUCUGGGACUAUUGAAAAUUCUAGGCAGAUAACAAUUGAUGAUUUUAUGAUAGACGAUGAUUUUGAUUUUGGAGGUGGCUUAGGAGGUGAUGAUUUUAUGUUUGAGGAUUUGAAUGAUAUACUACUACAAGUGAAACCCAAAGUGACGAUCAAGAAGAAAACUAAAACUGACAAUUCUAAAUCAUCGACCUCUUCUUCUCCACUGUUAAAAGAAUCGACAAUUGAAUCGAAAAAAGAAAUCAAGUCAACACAAGAGAAAUCUCAAAAAAGUAGAAAAAAACAGAAAGUUGAAGAAAAACCAUCCACUCCACCAUCUCCAUCAUCUCCUUCCCCAACAACUGAAACCCCUAAAGAAGAAACCAAUUUAUAUGAUGAAAGUGAAGCUGUAGAAAACUCUGCUGAACUUUUGGAUCAUUUAUUCAAACAUAAUAGAGGAAAACAUUUAGCUCCACCAAACUUCCAUUACUAUCCAUCAGAAGAUAUUCAAGAACAAUUAUCAUUCAAACAUUUAUUAUAUCCAUGUGAAAUGGCAAAGAAUUCCUCCCUCCAAAAUGUCCAAACUUUUUAUAGAAAUUCAGAUAAUAUUUGUUAUCAAGGAAUACCUUUCCUUCCUGCCCAAAGUCUCUACUGCCCAAAAAAAGCAACCCCAUCACAAAAAGAUUAUUUAUUAGACUCAGAUGCUGAGUUGAGUGCUCUACAAAUAGCUAGGAUUGAUGCAACUCUGCCAGAAAUUCGUAUUCAACGUCUCCUUAGACAUGUAGUUAAGGAUGACUUAUCUCUAUUCGAAAAGGAUUAUCAAUUUAAUUUAUUUUUAAGAAAAAACAACGAGGGAGAAGAUAUUCCAUUUACUUCUUACUAUAAGCCAUAUUUAAAGAGACGUAAAUGUGAAAAUUUACUCAAAAUGGAGGCAGAAGAUUUGAAAGAACUAGGAUUACUUCAUGGUGAUCUGAUACAUUGUCCUUUUACACCUGCAGAGGCUAAAAUUAUCAAAUAUCUCAAACAUAACAAGUGGAAUAAUAAGAAGAUUGCUAUCUUAUUUGAUAAUAGAAUUAGUGAAGAUAUUAAAAAUUAUUGGGAUGAUAUUUCAAAUGGAGAAGGUCAACACGGAGAGGCAUUUACCUUCUACGAAAAACCAAUACCACUUGUUUGUUCCAAGACAAUUAAUGAGUUGAUGGCUUCAAGAGAAAUCAAGACUAGCGAUCUCACUUUAAAUAAGCAUGUCAAUAUUAAGAAAAUUUACAAUGAUUUACCAGAUUCUGAUAGAUUUAAUUUGAAUACUACAUAUAGACAAUGUUGGCAAAGUCCAAACGUCACAAAAAGCUCCUUUUCAGACUUUUCUGGUUCCAUUGUAGAAAUUGCCUUUGAUAAAUCAAGUGAAAGAAUGGCUGCAAUUUCAACCAAUUCAGAGCCAAACGCUUACCUGUUUGAUUUGAAGGAAGGAAAGAGAGUGAAGCUUCAAGGACAUUUAGAUACAGUAACAGAUGUCAAGUUUACCCAAGAUGGAAAGGUAGUCACCUCGUCGUUUGAUAAAGCCAUUAGAGUUUUUGGUUCUGAUGGCACUCUAUUGAAGACUAUUAAAAAAUCAGAAAACUCAGAAGGUCACGAUAAUGAAGUCAGCUUACUGGCUAUCCAUCCAGAUGAUUCACAUGUUAUCGCUUCAUGCUCAGAGAAGGACAAGAGUGUAAAGUUUUGGGAUAUUAGAAGUGGAUCCAUGAUAAUUGACCUUAUGGCAAGAGAAAAGGUAAAAACUGAAAUAUCUGGAAUGGAAUUUGGAAAAGAUAAUGUAUUUUAUGCAAUGAGUAUUCUAUCUUCUGAUAAGAAACAUGGAGAAAUAUUUUUAUAUGAUGUGAAUACUUAUCAAUUGUUGGACAAAAUAAGAACCAAGAAUAAUGGAACAGAAGCUUUUUCUCUAUCACACUGUGGAAAGAAGAUUGCCAUUGGUGGAGAAAAUGGUACUGUGCAUGUUUAUGAUACAAAGGAAAAGAACUUGAUUGGUGAUAUUCAUAACACUAGACUUCACAAUAGAGUUUCAUUUGUAAAUUGGUCAGCUGAUGACACCUACAUGGCUACUGGAGGUUAUGAUGGUUUAGUAAGAGUUGUAGACCAGAGAAUGAAUCAAGUACUCUUUACUUUCAGACAUAGUUUAGAAUUUAUCCAAAAACAAGGUGCAACACGUAGUUGUUGGUCUAAUCAACCAGGUACUUCUCUGUUGGUAACUUGUGGAGAUAAUUAUGCUACACAAGUUUAUUCAAUCUCAAGUGGUAAUCCAUUUGUUACUUCAUUUGAGGAGAAGAAAUUCCCAGUCUCAGCCGUAUCAAUUUCACCAGAUGAUUUAACAAUAUGUUCUGGUGAUGACAUGUCUAAUUUGUUCCUCUUUUCUCUUUCAGGUUAUGAUAUAAGUAAAUAAUUUAUUAGAAUCCGAGAUCAUUACUGUUAUAUUGUAAAAUUUGUGAGAAGAGAUUUUGUAAGGAUUGAUAGCUUGUAGAAUCUUGCAUCCAACUUGUAAUCUUUGAAUUAACAAUUGGAAUAUGAAUAAGGGUAUGAAUUCCACUCUUGACAAAGGUAUCAAGAAUCUUCUUCUUAUUAGUACCAAGUAAUUUGGAAAUGUAAAGUCUUUCAUCCAUUGUAUUAUCAUCCAUUCUUACCAUAUCACUAACAGCAGCAUAAGUUGAAAUAAAUUCAAAUACAAUAUGUGCCUUAAAUUCAUCCCAACUAGAAAUCUUUGCAACAGUAUUAUAAACUGAUCCGAUUGAUUCAGUACAUCUCACACAAGUAUUCAUAUUAUCAACUUCCUUUGUUUCGAGAAUUGACUCAAAAAUGAUUACCCUCUCAAAAAGCAUAUUAAUUAAGGAAUUAAGAGUUGAUUGAACAAUAGAAACCUUUGUAACCUUUAAAAUUGAAUGUUGAACAAUAUAUCCCAAAAUUUCAGAAAGUGUUAUAAUAAUAUUUGGAUCCAAUCUCAUGGUUAACAAUUCUUCAGCUGAUAAUUUAGAUAACAUGAUAAUAUUCUUUCCUCUACUGGCUACAUCCAUUGAAGAAUAUGUGAAUAUACUUGUAGAAACAGCAAUAUCUGAAAUUAAAGAAAGGAAUAAAUCCAUUGUUGUUUUGGUUGUAUAAACAUGUG